CAUCUGGCCACACCCCCAGGAUCAUUUAACAGCUCCGCCUCCUUGUCGGUGAUUGGCUGCCAGAACUGUAGCUCAGGAGAGGCACACAGGCGGCCAAUCACUGGUGAGGUGGUGGAGCUUGGAGAGGAGGAGCCGAGCGGCAGCACGAAGAUCAAAGAAGAUCGAGUGAGGGAGCUGCCGGAGUGAGUGAAGAGGAGGAGGAGAGCGGCCGGGGAAGAAAGACAGCUGACCGGUAAAUCCAGGUAUGCUGGCUGUAUAUGGGAGAGGGAGGGAGUGAGCCCAGGCUGGAGCAGGGGUCAACAAGGUAAGUAUCAUUGGUGUCAGUGGGAG
Staurois parvus is the source of this 330-nucleotide messenger RNA. The record is from the annotation of a GenBank genome assembly. Lineage: Eukaryota; Metazoa; Chordata; Amphibia; Anura; Ranidae.